Pristis pectinata (smalltooth sawfish) is the source of this 4335-nucleotide messenger RNA. RefSeq names its product glutamate receptor, ionotropic, AMPA 2b (gene gria2b). Gene Ontology annotation, molecular function: AMPA glutamate receptor activity; transmitter-gated monoatomic ion channel activity involved in regulation of postsynaptic membrane potential. Gene Ontology annotation, cellular component: postsynaptic membrane; plasma membrane; AMPA glutamate receptor complex. NCBI's taxonomy places the organism in Eukaryota, Metazoa, Chordata, Chondrichthyes, Rhinopristiformes, Pristidae. The record is from RefSeq and is a predicted model, not a curated record. Gene Ontology annotation, biological process: monoatomic ion transport; modulation of chemical synaptic transmission; synaptic transmission, glutamatergic.
UUCAGAAUAACAUGGACGCCUCAUGUUUCCGAGUGAAGUCCUCUCUGGAUUGGUAGGGAGAAACGUGCAUGUGUUCGGUCGCUGAUCGUUUUUUUUCGUGUGUUCGGAUUUAUUAAGAAUCAGGACAUGUCUCUGGCAGCGUGGCUGUGCUGAGAGGUGUUGCUGGGUAAAGCGCAGUGCUAAAACUGCUUUUCACAUUUUCCCACUGUUCCUGUUCCUGCUGCUGCUUUUUUCCAACCGAGAAAGGCAGCGUUUGUCAACCAGGUGUUUGCUGUUUUCUUUUUUUUCUAUCCCCUUUCUUGAAACGGCGUUAUGUAAAGGACCUGAACCUUACAACAGAUCCUGAAAAGGAAAGGAUUAUAACGCGGUUGCAGUAUUUUUUUUCGGAAAUGCAAAAGAUUAUGCAGCAUAUAUCGGUCUUCCUGGCUUCUUGGUUAUGCGGACUGGCGUUCAGUGCCUCUUCCCCCACCAGCGUACAAAUCGGGGGGUUAUUCCCAAGAGGAGCAGAUCAGGAAUACAGUGCAUUUCGUUUAGGAAUUUUCCAGCAUAAUUCACACGAACUGAGGCUGACACCCCAUGUUGACAAUUUGGAAGUAGCAAACAGUUUCGCCAUAACCAACGCAUUCUGCUCCCAGUUUUCAAGAGGAGUUUACGCCAUUUUUGGAUUUUACGACAAGAAAUCUGUAAAUACGCUUACGUCAUUCUGUGGAACCCUGCACGUUUCUUUUAUCACCCCAAGCUUUCCUGCUGAUGGCUUACACCAAUUUGUCAUACAGAUGAGACCAGAUCUCAAGGGUGCUCUUAGUUUGAUUGAAUAUUACCAAUGGGAUAAGUUUGCUUAUCUAUAUGAUAGUGACCGAGGGUUGUCAGUGUUACAAGCAGUCCUGGACGCUGCUGCUGAAAACAAGUGGCAAGUCACAGCAAUCAAUGUGGGGAAUAUAAAAGAUGACAGGAAAGAUGAAGCCUACCGCUCACUUUUUCAGGACCUGGAAAAUAAAAAGGAAAGACAAGUGAUUCUUGACUGUGAACGUGACAAAGUCAAUGACAUAAUGGAGCAGGUCAUAACUAUCGGCAAACAUGUUAAAGGAUAUCAUUACAUCCUUGCUAAUCUGGGAUUUACAGAUGGAGACUUGUCAAAAAUUCAAUAUGGUGGAGCCAAUGUGUCUGGAUUUCAAAUUGUUGAUUAUGAUGAUCCAGUUGUAAUGAAGUUUAUGCAGCGAUGGUUAGCUUUGGAUGAGAAGGAAUACCCAGGAGGGAAAACAAGCAAAAUUAAGUAUACUUCUGCUCUGACCUAUGAUGCUGUUCAAGUGAUGACUGAAGCAUUUCGCUAUCUGCGCAAACAGCGGAUUGAUAUCUCUAGGCGAGGUAGCACUGGAGAUUGCCUUGCUAACCCUGCUGUUCCCUGGGGACAGGGGAUUGAAAUAGAAAGGGCAUUAAAGCUGGUCCGCAUUGAUGGUUUGACAGGAAAUAUUCAAUUUGAUCAAUUUGGAAGAAGAGUCAAUUAUACAGUUAAUAUCAUGGAACUCAAAAAUAGUGGUCCUCGGAAGAUUGGAUACUGGAAUGAAGUCGACAAGAUGGUUGUCACAGCAACAGAUUUUCUUGCUGGGAAUGAAACCGCAGGAAUGGAGAAUAAAACCGUUGUAGUAACAAGUAUUAUGGAAUCGCCCUAUGUGAUGCUGAAGAAAAAUUAUGAACAGUUUGAAGGAAAUGACCAGUAUGAAGGUUAUUGUGUAGAUCUAGCUGCAGAAAUAGCCAAACAUUGCGGCUUUAAGUACAAACUCUCCAUAGUCCCUGAUGGGAAAUACGGCGCUAGGGAUGCAGAAACAAAAGUUUGGAAUGGAAUGGUGGGAGAACUGGUAUACGGGAAAGCAGAUAUUGCAGUAGCGCCACUGACAAUCACUUUGGUUAGAGAAGAGGUGAUCGACUUUUCAAAGCCCUUCAUGAGCCUUGGGAUAUCCAUCAUGAUAAAGAAACCACAGAAGUCGAAGCCAGGAGUAUUCUCCUUUCUAGAUCCAUUAGCUUAUGAAAUCUGGAUGUGCAUUGUCUUCGCUUACAUCGGGGUCAGCGUAGUUUUAUUCUUGGUCAGCAGAUUUAGUCCAUAUGAGUGGCACACCGAAGAAUACGAAGAUGGACGGGAAACACAAAGUAACGACCAAACUAAUGAAUUUGGGAUAUUUAAUAGUCUCUGGUUUUCUCUGGGUGCCUUUAUGCAGCAAGGAUGCGAUAUUUCGCCAAGAUCCCUGUCGGGGCGAAUUGUUGGAGGUGUGUGGUGGUUCUUUACCUUGAUCAUAAUAUCAUCAUACACGGCUAACUUAGCUGCUUUCCUGACGGUCGAACGAAUGGUGUCACCCAUUGAAAGUGCAGAGGAUCUUGCUAAGCAAACUGAUAUUGCGUAUGGAACUUUGGAUGCUGGAUCCACAAAAGAAUUUUUUAGGAGAUCCAAAAUUGCACUUUUUGAAAAAAUGUGGGCCUACAUGAAGAGCGCUGAGCCAUCUGUCUUUGUCAAAACAACUGCAGAAGGUGUGGUCAGAGUGCGGAAAUCCAAAGGAAAAUAUGCUUACCUCCUGGAAUCCACCAUGAACGAGUACAUUGAACAAAGGAAGCCCUGCGAUACCAUGAAAGUCGGAGGAAACCUAGACUCGAAAGGAUACGGGAUUGCAACACCCAAAGGAUCCUCAUUAAGAAAUGCGGUUAACCUCGCAGUUCUAAAACUGAAUGAACAAGGCCUCUUGGACAAAUUGAAAAACAAAUGGUGGUACGACAAAGGAGAGUGCGGCAGCGGGGGAGGUGAUUCCAAGGAAAAAACAAGUGCUUUAAGUCUGAGCAAUGUGGCUGGAGUCUUCUACAUUCUCGUUGGAGGACUUGGUUUGGCAAUGCUGGUGGCUUUGAUUGAAUUCUGUUACAAGUCAAGAGCAGAGGCAAAACGAAUGAAGAUGACCUUUGGUGAUGCCAUGAGAAGUAAAGCAAGACUAUCAAUUACCGGAAGCACUGGAGAAAAUGGACGAGUUAUGACUCCAGAAUUUCCCAAAGCAGUGCAUGCAGUACCUUACGUGAGGCCUGGCAUGGGAAUGAAUGUCAGUGUGACUGAUCUUUCUUGACUGAUAAGACUCUUUGAGUGCCUUACAUGAUGGUUGAUGUAAGUUCAUCGUUGAUUGGUGCGAGGCAUCCAGUGUUGUGAAGAUAUUUUUCUCAAAGAAGAAUUCUUGUUAUUUUGUGUGGAUUUCAUCUAAUUAGUAAUUGGAUGCUUUGUUCGCACACACACAAAAAAAACAUAAAAACAAAUUUUAAAAAAAAACCAUCAUUGAAAAUGUUGGAAUUGGAGCUUGACUCACAUGCACAACUGAUGUGGAAGUACUGGAAAUAAAACGUUUGACGAGGCAACGCCCCUGUGUCUGCAGCCACUGUUUAAUCCUGGAUUCGUAUGACUUAAGCACAGUGUCCACUUGACAUCAGCCGCAUUAUGAUGUGAAAUCUUUUAUAUAUAUAUAAAAAAAAACAAAAGUACACUAUUUUUAAGUAUUUUCACUAUCAAGAAAUGGCUUUUAAAUAACUCUGCUUCCAUACUAAUCGAAUAUUAGUAAAACUAAACUGCAGGAAAGUGAAAAGGCUAGAGGCAUCAAUUUCAUGUUUUUUUUUCAAAGCCAAAUAUGUACAUGCGCAGAAGUAAAGGAUUCAACUCUUGUAAUUUAAUACAGUAUUGUAAGACUUUCCUGUAUAUCUUCUUCUUAACGUUGGUGUUAAUAUCAAAUACUUGGCAAUGCUUGACAUUUGAAAUAAAAUUUUCAUAUGGUUUAUAUGCAAAAAGUGUAACUUAUUCUAACAGAAUUGAUCACAAUGACUGCAUGUAUUUGCUGAUAUCAGGAAUGAUACAAAGUAUUAGUGGUAUAAGAAACAUUCCAAAAUGCACCUAGCCCUGAAUAUUUUGAUGGCUACUGUUUUAUGGUAACAUACAAGUCCAUUUUUAUAUGAUAACGUUAUCCUGAUGGUAUGAAAAUUGCAUUGGCGACAAACCCGUCACUGUAAUGAACUCACAAAGGAUGGAAAUCUGCAGCAGAUGACAAAAAAGCUAAAUUGGUUUUGGUUUUCAGUACAUUGUGUACUUUAGCUGCUGGUUUAUCUGUGACGCUGAACUAUUUUAAAUGGAUAAAUUCCUCCUUUGAAAAUAUGGAUAAUGAAAUUUUAAAAGAAUAUGUUAAGUAUUCAUGCACUAUUAUGGUUUAGUAUAAGUUUAAAAAAACUACAGUGUAAUGUAUUUUUGUUUGUCAAGGAGGGGCUUUUGAAAGUCUUGUAAUCUCAUCUGAUUCAAGGGGUAAAAUAAAUAUGUACUUUUUUCUA